CUCGAUCACAUCUUAAGUGCGUCGCAGCAGGAGUCGAAACAGUUCCAGAAGAAAUCUUAACCAUGAGACGUUGGAGAAGCUUUGAAUUCAUACCACCCGACAUGUCUGAGCUGAGGAUUGUUCUGCUGGGGAACAGCUGGUCUGAGAGGAGUUCUGUGGGAAACGUCUUACUGAGAGAGAACAAGUUUAACACAGUGGAAGAAGCAGACUGCUGUGUGAGAGUCAGUGGACUGAUUCAAAGCAAAGAAAUUUCUGUCGUCAACACACCAGAUCUGCUUCAUCCCGACAUCUCUGAAGACAAACUAAGAGGACAUGUGGAAAACUGUGUGCGCCUCUCUGAUCCUGGACCUCAUCUGUUUCUGCUGGUUCUACAGCCUGAAGAUUUCACUGAGGAACAAAAACUGAGGCUCUGUGAAAUCCUGAACCGCUUCAGUGAUCACUCUUUUGACCAAUCACUGAUACUGAAAUCAGCACUCAGAGAAGGAGAUGAGUCUUAUAUGUACCGUGCAUCUUUACAGGACAUGAUCAGAAGGUGUAGAUAUCAGUCUCUGAGACUGAAAUACCUUGAAGUUCAUGAGCUGCUGACAAAAAUGAAGCAAAUUAUAGAGAGGAAUGAUGGAAAGCAUGUGAUUUAUCAACAUCCAAGCAGAACUGGAAUCCCUGUUAAUUUUAAUUGUGCUCCGUCUCUUGAACAUGGACUCAGGAUCAUGCUCUUUGGAAAGAGCCACAAACAGAAGACAUCACUCUGUGCCUUUAUUACAAAUAAAAAAGCCAGGCUAGUUUCCCAUCAUGGAACUUGGAGAGGAAAACCUUUAACAGUAGUGAAAACUUCAGACAUGUUCAGUCUGGCAGUGGAAACUGUCAUAGAAGAGAUGAAGCACUGUGUGAGUCUCUGUCCUCCUGGACCAAAUGUUCUGCUGCUGUUAGUGAAACCUUCUGAUUUCACUGAGAAGAACAGAAAAACUCUGAAGUUCAUUCUGAGUUUGUUUGGUGAAGAUUCCUUUAAACACUCCAUGGUCAUCAUCACACAUGACAAUGAAACAAGUUCCUCUGUCGGUGAACUCCUCAAAGACUGUGGAGGAAGACACUAUAACAUGUUCGAAGAAGACCACAAACAGUUAAUGAAGAAGAUUGAGGACAUCGUGCAUCAGAACAAAGGAAAAUUCCUCACAGUCACUGAAGAGGCCAUCAGACCACAACCUGAACACAUCAAACCAUCUUUGAACCUGGUUCUGUGUGGGAGGAGAGGAGCAGGCAAGACUUCAGCAGCCAAGGCCAUUUUAGGUCAGACUGAGCUUCAUUCAGUCUCCAACACAGAGUGUGUUAAACAUCAGGGAGAGGUGUGUGGACGUCGGGUUUCCCUGGUGGAGCUUCCUGCCUUGUGUGGAAAACCUCAGGAGGCAGUGAUGGAGGAAUCACUCAGGUGUAUCUCCCUCUGUGAUCCUGAGGGUGUCCAUGCCUUCAUCCUGGUCCUACCUGUGGGUCCCCUCACUGAUGAAGACAAAGAAGAGUUAGGUACCAUCCAGAACACAUUCAGCUCUCGACUCAGUGACUUCACCAUAAUUCUGUUCACUGUGGAGUCAGAUCCUACAGCUCCAGCUAUUGAUAACUUUGUAAAGGAAAACAAGGACAUCCAGGAGCUUUGUCACACCUGGGGAGGAAGAUAUGUUGUUCUCAACAUCAAGAAGAAGGAAGCAAUUGUUGAGCUGAUGGACAAAGUGGAACAGAUGAGAGUUGAAGGACCCACAAGCUUCACAAUUGAGAAGUUAUGCAAAGCUCAGAUUGAGCGUGUUACAAGACUUAAAGCUGAACUGAAGGAAGUUAAAUGCAAAACUGAGGCUGGAUCUGAUAAAAAUCAAACCCGAGAUUCCAUCAGGAUGGUGCUGAUUGGGAAAACUGGUACUGGGAAAAGUGCAACUGCAAACACCAUUUUGGGCAAAAAGGUGUUUGUAUACAAAGCCAGUCAGAAAUCUGUGACCAGCAAAUGUCAAAAAGCAGCAGGAGAGAUUGAUGGACGUCAUGUUGUUGUUGUUGACACCCCCGGCUUAUUUGACACGACUCUGUCCAAUAAUGAAGUUCAAGAGGAGCUUCUGAAAUGCAUCAGCAUGUUGUCUCCUGGACCUCAUGUGUUCCUACUGGUGCUGCAGAUCGGCCGCUUUACAGAGGAGGAAAAAGAUGCUGUGAAAAAGAUCAAGAAGACAUUUGGCAAGAACUCAGGUAACUUCAUCAUUGUUACCUUCACCAGAGGAGAUGACCUCGAAGAUCGAUCCAUUGAAAGUUACAUAAAGGAAGAAUGUGCUGACUUUGUAAAAUCUCUGAUUAAUGAAUGUGGGGGCAGAUACCACGUCUUCAACAACAAAGAUCCGACUAACCGCACACAGGUCAGAGAGCUGCUGAACAAAACUGAAGCCAUGCUGAAGGAGAAUGGUGGUAGCUACUACACUACUGAGAUGUUCCAAGACGCCGAGGCAGCGAUACAGAAGGAGGUGGAGAGACUGCUGAAAGAGAAAGAUGAAGACAUGAAAAGGGAGAGAGAGGAGCUACAACAGAAACACAAGGAAGAACUGGAAAAAAUAAAGAGAGAAAUGGAAGAACAGAUCUCCAAAUUUGAAUCUGAGAAAGAGCAAAGUAUGAAACAGCUCCAGCAGAUGGAGGACUGCUUUAACCAGGAGCGAGAGAAGAGAGAGAGAGAACAGAAGAUCAGAGAAGAAGAAGACAGAAAGACGAGAGAAGAGGAAGAAAUUCAGCAACGACAGUGGAAACAAAAACUUGAAACUUUGGAGAAGCAAAUAAAAUCUGAGUCAAAGGAAGAGCUCAUGAGACAGCUGGAGCAGACCAGAGAAGAAAUGAGAAAAGAGAAAGAGGCCUGGGAGAUGGAGAGGAAAGAAUGGUGGAAAAAAAGGUGUCAGGAAAACAUACAAAGACAGGAAAUGGAAGCUAUAAAAAUUAAAGAGCUCAAAGAAGAAUAUGAAAAGGAAAGAGAAGCAUAUCACAGAAUAAUAAGAGAACACUGUAUCAGAAUCGAGCAGGAGGGGAAAAAGCGAAAAAAAUUAGAGAAUGACUACAAGAAGAAAAUGGAGGAAAUGAAGCAGAAAUAUGAAGAUGAGGCCAGAAAUCAAGCAGAAGUCUUCAAUGAAUUCAGAGAGAAAUACACCAGGGACUUUGAAUCCCUGAUAGAAAUGUAUAAUGAGGAGAUAAGGGAUCUGAAGGAAAGAUAUGAGAAAUUGAUGCAAGAGCAAAAUAAACAAAAACACGAGUAUACUCUUUUGCACAACCUUUCCAGCCACAAAGAAGAAAUUCUGAAGAAAGAAUUUGAGGAAAUGCAAAAAAAGCAGGAAGAAGAAAUUGAACAAGUAAAACAGAAAAGCAGGUGCAUCAUUGCCUGAUAACUUUAAAUAAUGUGGAAGAACACGAGAGGACUGACCUGGAGCUUCAGACCAGUGUUUGAAAGGCAAAGUGAAUAUAAAAUAAAAAUAAACCCACACACAACAGUUGCUCAAAACUGACUGAACAGAAGAGACAUUGAAGAACAACACAAGUCAGUUUAUUAAACAAAGACACAACAUGGGGUGGCUUCAAUAAGGAAAUUCAUUAAAAAAAAAAAAGAUCAUAAAAAUCAUAAAGUGAUACACAUGUAGGGACCACUGAGAAUGCUAGAGACUAUCAUUGUUUUUUUCACUUUACACACCAGCUGGACUUUAUGGGGCACAUUUGAAUGUUUGUUUUUUUUGUUUUUUUGGCUGACUAAACAUGUUUGUCCUACAGCAGCCACUGUAGAUACCAUAGAUUUUGCGCUUGAGUUACCAGAGGUAAGAAAAUAGAACUAGUUGACUGACAUCUAAUGAUGAGAUUUUACACAGUUUAACUUUAAGAAGAAUGAUUUUAACCUAGUUAUUAUCAAAAAUGUAUCCAGUAAAAAAGUAUAUAAAAUUGUCAUGAUCCUGAGGCAGUGGGCCUGCGUUUUGAGUUCUCUUAGUGAUUCUUAGUUUUUCUUACAGUCUAGUUCCUCAGUUGUUGUAGUUUUGUAUUGUUUUGGUUAAUAUUAGGUUAUUCUGAUUUUCCUGGGUUCCCAUCUUCCUGUGUCUUUAUGCUCCUGUGUCUGUGCUCCUCUGUGUAUCUGUCUCCCCACGUUCUUGUGUGCUGGUGUUUGUCUUCAUUGUUUGUGUCUCAGGUGUCUGUGUCUUCCCUGUUCAGUUGUUCCCUGUCUGGUGUCAGCUUAGGAGUUGUUGGAUUCUGUUUAGUCGUGUUUAGAUUCCCUCUGUGUGCCAGUCUCCUUAUGUGUCAAGUGUGUGUGUACCAUAGUGGGUUACUUCCUGUCUUAUUUUGACAGUUCCUUAUCCUGUGUGCUUGUGUUUUGCGUUACCUCCCUGAGUCUCGUUAGUGUUAUUCUGUUCACCUGUUACCCCAGCUGUUUCCACUCACCCCUCGUUUCCUCUGUGUAUUUAUUGUCUGAGUUUUGCCCUGGUCAGAUGUCAGUCUUGUUGUCCUGUGUUUCCCUGUGUUCUCCAGACCUCCUUAGUUAUUUUCCAGUGUAGGUUUCUUUGUUUUGCUGCUCCAGUUUAUUUUGCCAUUCCCUUUUUCUUUUGCCAUAAUAAAGGCUGAUUUUGGUUCACCUUUUAA
Messenger RNA from Archocentrus centrarchus (flier cichlid), 4620 nucleotides. Its product is annotated as GTPase IMAP family member 8-like. The coding region runs from base 63 to 3386 and encodes 1107 amino acids. Gene Ontology annotation, molecular function: GTP binding. The record is from RefSeq and is a predicted model, not a curated record. Lineage: Eukaryota; Metazoa; Chordata; Actinopteri; Cichliformes; Cichlidae. The transcript has 4 exons.